Messenger RNA from Penicillium robsamsonii, 912 nucleotides. RefSeq names its product TatD family hydrolase. Gene Ontology annotation, molecular function: 3'-5'-DNA exonuclease activity. The record is from RefSeq and is a predicted model, not a curated record. The coding region runs from base 1 to 912 and encodes 303 amino acids. The transcript is spliced from 2 exons. NCBI's taxonomy places the organism in Eukaryota, Fungi, Ascomycota, Eurotiomycetes, Eurotiales, Aspergillaceae. Gene Ontology annotation, cellular component: cytosol.
AUGAAGUUCUUCGAUGCCGCCGUCACAUUCACUGCAGACCAGUUCCAAGGUAUCUACCGAGGAAAGCAAUAUCACGAACCAGAUUUUGCGGAAGUCCUGAAAAGAGCCCAAGACCAUGGAUGUGAAAAGAUCAUGCUCACCACCAUGACUCUGGAAGGUGCAAGACAGAACCUGCAGGUAGUGAGGAAGUUCCCUGCGAUGUGCAAAAUGACCUUGGGCGUGCAUCCGUACCAUGUCGCUGAGAUCUAUGAGCCAAAUUCACAAUAUCUCAACGAGCUGCGCGAGCUGGGUGAAACGCUUCUAGCCGAAAACCCCUCACCCCUAGCUGCGUUUGGGGAAAUCGGGUUGGACUACGAGUACCUGGAUCGAGCUGACAAGGAAACGCAGCAACGAGCGUUCCGCGAGCAAUUAGAGCUUGCCGUGCAAUUUCAACUACCGCUGUUCUUGCACGCUCGUGAAUCCACCGAAGACUUUAUCUCCAUCAUCAAGCCAUUUCUGCCAAGGCUGCCGCGUGGCGGGUUGGUGCAUUCUUUUGCGGGCACGAAGGGGGAGAUGCUCCAGCUCGUGGAACUGGGUCUGGAAAUUAGUGUCAACGGUAUCUCAUUCCGGACAGAUGAGCAGUUGGAAAUGGUUAGGCAUAUUCCAUUGGAGAAGCUACAACUGGAGACUGAUGCGCCGUGGUGCGAGGUCUUGUCUAAUGAUCCCAAAAUCGCGGCUUACCUGGAAACUGCGAAGCCUUUGCCGUCUAGUCGGAAACACAACAAGUUUAUACUGGGGCAAAUGGUCAAGACACGCAAUGAAAGUUGUUUUAUGGAGAGUGUGGGAUUAGUUGUGGCGGGUUUGAAGGGUGUUGCUGUGGAAGAAGUGGCUGAGGCUGCUUGGAAUAAUAGUAGUCGAAUGUUUUGGGUGUGA